Cicer arietinum (chickpea) is the source of this 1266-nucleotide messenger RNA. RefSeq names its product B-box zinc finger protein 18-like. NCBI's taxonomy places the organism in Eukaryota, Viridiplantae, Streptophyta, Magnoliopsida, Fabales, Fabaceae. The record is from RefSeq and is a predicted model, not a curated record. Gene Ontology annotation, molecular function: zinc ion binding. Gene Ontology annotation, biological process: photomorphogenesis; regulation of DNA-templated transcription. Gene Ontology annotation, cellular component: nucleus.
CAUUCAUUUAUUUAUUGUGUUGUUUGUGUCUUUAUUUUUUCUUCUCUCUUCUCGAAUCAACCCUCCAACACAAAACCAUAAGGUCCCCCCCAACACCUUCAAAGUCCUACAAACUCUAAUCAUAGUCUUUUCUCCAUCAUCAACAACAACAACAACAACAACAACCACCAUCAUCAUCCACCUUCUAAAUACCCCCAAUAUAAAACUCAGAUAAAAAACAAAACUUUCUUACAUACCCACAUGGAUUUGGUGAAUAUCUGUCUUUUUUUGUUUCCUUCUGUAAUUUUUUUAAUAAUUUAGAGGAGAAAAUUCAGCAAUGAAAGUGAGAGAGUUCAACUAUGCGAACGCUUUGUGAUGCUUGUGAGAGUGCAGCUGCCAUCGUUUUCUGUGCUGCUGAUGAGGCUGCACUCUGUCGUGCUUGUGAUGAGAAGGUUCAUAUGUGCAAUAAGUUAGCUAGUAGACAUGUUAGGGUUGGUCUUGCAAGUCCAAGUGAUGUGCCGCGCUGCGACAUAUGUGAGAAUGCACCUGCUUUCUUCUAUUGUGAGACAGAUGGAAGUUCCCUUUGUUUGCAAUGUGAUAUGAUAGUUCAUGUCGGUGGUAAAAGAACACAUGGAAGAUAUCUUCUAUUUCGGCAACGAGUUGAGUUUCCAGGUGAUAAAUCUAGUAAUGCAGACAACCAAGGUUCACAACGUAUGGAUCCAGGUGAUAGUAAAAAAGAACAAAGUCCACUUCCCAAACUAAAAAUGGGAGAGAAGCAACAAAAUCACAGGAUGCCUCCGGUUCCAACUUCAGGUGCCGAUGCCGAUGGACACGCUAAGACAGAAAAUAAAAUGAUUGAUUUGAACAUGAAGCCUAACAGAAUACAUGAACAAACGUCGAAUAAUCAGCCAUAGAUCGUGCUACUACGCAAUGCGAUUCUCACACUAGAAAUCUACCUCAUGCAUUCUUAUGACAAGGGUAAGAUGUUGUAUUAACAUCAUGUUCUUGCAAAUAAGGCAUUGGGGCACACCAAAGUUUGAAGAAUUUGUUCUAGCAUAUGUAGGAAUUUUAGUUUGGUAGUUCAACACAUAAUAUCUGUAUUGCAAAGCAUUGUUAACUAUACUACAACUGUGAUGAUCCCUUUCAAUGAAUUGUGUGUUGAAUUUCGGCAUUGUAUUCAUGCUCCCCCAGAACAUAGAGGAUGAUACUUUCUUUCUUUUUUAUAAUAAAAAAAGUGUUUAGACAAAUCACAUUUUAUGGCAGAAAUCAAUGGACUGAUUUGUGAAA